AUGCUCGCACCAGCCAGGCUCACGAUGCGGCGAGGAGCUCGCAUCGCCAACCCGCGACCGCUCUCGUUGCUCGCUUCUUCGGCUCGAGUGCACGCGCUUGCCAGCUCUCGAGGGCGCAUGCAGCAGCUCAGCAGUCACCUAAACUUCACUACUACACCCUCCCGACUUUUCAGCGCAUCAGCAGCCGCAGCGGGGCAGGUCAAGCCGUUCGUCCUCGCCGACAUUGGAGAGGGAAUCACCGAGUGCGAGAUCGUCAAGUGGCUCGUCAAGGAGGGCGACGUGAUCGAGGAGUUUGACCCCGUCGUCGAGGUUAUGUCCGACAAGGCGUCUGUCGAGAUCACCUCCCCGUUCUCCGGCAAGAUUGCCAGCUUAGCAGGAGCAGCGGGCGACAUGCUCAAAGUCGGAAGUGUGUUGUGCAGCAUUGAGGUAGAGGGCGGCGAGGGAGAGGCGGACGCGGCGGUAGAGUCGGCACCCGAACCUUCGCCAGCUCCCGCCUCGCCUCCAGCUACGCCAUCCUCUUCCUCCUCAGCUACCACCUUGUCACCAUCAUCGCCUGCCCACUCUCGACCGUCAAAUAUCGAAGUCCUCGCCACGCCGGCGACUCGAAGGUUUGCCCGCGAGCACAACGUCGACCUCGCUUCCAUCGCUGGCACGGGUCGAGACGGCCGCGUCACGAAGGAGGACAUCUGGAAGUUCGUGUCGGAGGGUGCUUCAGCCGCCUCUCCCGCACCUAAGCAGGCAUCCGCCCCUACCGCAACUUCCGCCCCGGCAGCUCCCGCUGAAUCAACCACCAUCCCGCUCAACUCGACUCGCAAGGCCAUGUACCGCGCCAUGUCGGCGUCGCUCCAGAUCCCGCAUUUCUCGUACUCGGACGUUGUCGACGUGACCGAGAUCGAGCGGAUGCGCCUCACGCUCGCCGCGAACAUCCCCCUUCAGUACCGCAAGACACUAAAACCGGCAGACGAGGCGACUCUCGCACGACAUGAGCAAUGGUCGGGUGCCGCUCACGUCGAGCCAACUCGCCAGUUCGACCGCAUUACCCUCCUCCCGCUCCUACUCAAGGCGCUCUCGCUCGCCAUGUCCGAGCACCCGAUCUUCACUUGCACCCUUUCCCCUCCGCCGUCUGCCGGGCCAGCCUCCACUGAUCCCUCGCUCGUCCACCGCCCAACCCACGACAUCUCGGUCGCCCUCUCAAACCCUUCUCCCGCCGGUGGCCUCUUCACGCCCGUCCUCCGCUCCGUCGACUCUUCCUCCGUCUUCGACCUUGCCUCUCGCCUCGCGCACCUCCAGUCUCUCCUUCCGACGUCCGGCAACGGCGCACCCAAGUUCCCGCCAGAAUACCAAGGCGCCGGCACCCUCACCCUCUCGAAUAUCGGCGUCAUUGGCGGGCGGACGACGCACCCGGUCGUGCCGCCGACGGGCCAGCUUGCGAUUGGAGCGAUCGGGCGGACGAGGGUCGAGCCGCGUUUCGUUGAUGAGGCCAAGGCGAAGCGGGUUGCGAGCGGGUUGGAAGAGGCUGGAGCUCGCGAAUUGAAGGUCGAGCCACGGCUGGUGAUGGACGUGACUUUCUCGGCGGAUCACCGCGUCGUCGAGGGCGUCGAGCUCGCCCGGCUGGUCGAGUCGUGGAAGCGCAUCGUAGAGUACCCCGCCAGGCUCGCCGCCUAG
This is a messenger RNA of Rhodotorula toruloides NP11, 1665 nucleotides long. RefSeq names its product 2-oxoisovalerate dehydrogenase E2 component (dihydrolipoyl transacylase). NCBI's taxonomy places the organism in Eukaryota, Fungi, Basidiomycota, Microbotryomycetes, Sporidiobolales, Sporidiobolaceae. Gene Ontology annotation, molecular function: acetyltransferase activity; lipoic acid binding. The transcript is spliced from 4 exons. The record is from RefSeq and is a predicted model, not a curated record. The coding region runs from base 1 to 1665 and encodes 554 amino acids. Gene Ontology annotation, cellular component: mitochondrion; cytoplasm.